This is a messenger RNA of Lactuca saligna, 444 nucleotides long. The record is from the annotation of a GenBank genome assembly. Lineage: Eukaryota; Viridiplantae; Streptophyta; Magnoliopsida; Asterales; Asteraceae.
AUGGAUACAAACAUCGUAAAUUGUGAAACAAUUUUGACUUUAUUUCCUGAGUCAACAAUUGUUAUUCUACCCAAAGGUCCUAUUACUAAGUCCAAUGUAGAGGAAGUUAGGUCUUCGAACAUCCAUGCGAUCUUAUCUAAUAAGGAGUCAAAUGUUAACAUGGGUAGGAAUCCUUCGACUUCUAUUCCAGAUUCUUCAAUUGUUCUACCACUACCUUCAUCACAACAACCAACUUUGAUAAUUCUUCAUACAACAAUUCCUCUUAAUUCUCCUACUUUUAAAGGUAUCUUGACACAACACAUUGUUGCGUUAUUCUCUUCUCAAUCUAUUGAUCAGGAUAUCAUGAAUAUUGAGGAAGAUGAAAGGAUUGAGUUUGCUGAAUUGGAUUCUGGUCCUGAAGAAGAAGAUGUUGAAGAUCAUGCAAUCAUGUUUAGGAAGCAAUAA